Alligator mississippiensis (American alligator) is the source of this 1221-nucleotide messenger RNA. RefSeq lists its product as uncharacterized. The transcript is spliced from 8 exons. Gene Ontology annotation, molecular function: zinc ion binding. NCBI's taxonomy places the organism in Eukaryota, Metazoa, Chordata, Crocodylia, Alligatoridae. Bases 87 to 1199 code for a protein of 370 amino acids. The record is from RefSeq and is a predicted model, not a curated record.
GCCCCGACCCCGGCCCAGGCUGCAGCCCCAGCCCGGGGGUUUCUUGAUGUGGCCGCGGCCCCAGGGCAGCCCCAGGCCCUGCAGAGAUGGUGUGUGGGGCCCCUGCCCGGCUCUGUCCGCUCGGGCUGCGGGGCCGAGCUCCGCCCAGGCCCUGCGGAGAGCACGAAGGAAACAGGCGGCCGUGCUGGGGAAGUGGAAGUGCCUGGCCAGGAGCCAUGGCCGCGGGGGACCUGGCGGGGAGCUUCCAGGAGGAGGUGACUUGCCCCGUGUGUCUGGACUAUUUCACGGACCCGGUGAUUCCCGAGUGCGGACACAACCUGCAUCGGGCAGUGCUGGGGGAGCCGCAGCCCCAGGGCUGCUGCCCGCAGUGCAGGGCGCCGGCCCCGCACAGGGACCUGCGGCCCAACAGGCAGCUGGGCAACGUGGUGGAGCUGGUGAAGCGGCUGCGGCUGCCGGCGGGGAGCGAGCCCGCGGGGCUGCCCGUGUGCCGGACGCACCAGGAGGCCCUGAAGCUCUUCUGCCAGGAGGACGAGGCGCCCAUCUGCGUGGUGUGCGCCAGGUCCCGGGAGCACCGACAUCACACUGUGAUUGAUCCCCGUGGAGGAGGCUGCCCAGGACUACCAGGAGCGGAUGCGGAGCCGCCUGGAGCGCCUGCGGGAGCAGAGAGAGGAGCUGCGGGGCCUGAACCGCGCCUGGGAGCAGGAGAGCGAAGGGCUCCGGGAUGUCAGACGCGCCAUGAGCAGGGGCGAGGAGGUGACGCCUCUGCAUGCAGCCCCCAAGUUCCCCGAGCUGGAGAAGAGACUCCGGGGUUUCCCUGGAGAGAACAAGCUGCAGGAGGCUCUGACGGGAUUCCUGGAGCGGAUGGCGGCGGAGAGAGGAUUCAGAAGAGCCUGAGGACAUGCAGCGGACGUGACUCUGGACCCAGGGACGGCUCAUCCCAAACUCGUCCUAACAAGGUAAAGCGACAGAGAGAGCAAAUCCAGUCUGAGUGCGAGAAGCUGCGUCGCUUUGUGAGCGAGGAGGAGCAGCGGCUUCUGCAGAGACUGGAGGAGGAGGAGAGGGAGACUCUGCGGAGCCUGAAGGCGAACGUAGCCCAACUCUCCCGGCAAAGCUCCUCUCUGCGCACGCUGAUCUCGGAGAUAGAGGAGAAGAGCCGGCAGACACCUGCUGAGCUGCUGAAGGUGAGCGUGUGCUGCUGAUCCGGCCCCUCAAUGCUGCUGC